Messenger RNA from Ochotona curzoniae (black-lipped pika), 1274 nucleotides. It is a transcript of the gene HTR1B, whose product is annotated as 5-hydroxytryptamine receptor 1B. The transcript has a single exon. The record is from RefSeq and is a predicted model, not a curated record. Gene Ontology annotation, molecular function: G protein-coupled serotonin receptor activity. Bases 57 to 1226 code for a protein of 389 amino acids. Lineage: Eukaryota; Metazoa; Chordata; Mammalia; Lagomorpha; Ochotonidae. Gene Ontology annotation, cellular component: plasma membrane. Gene Ontology annotation, biological process: regulation of behavior; bone remodeling; chemical synaptic transmission.
AUUCGUGGUCCGCUCCAUGCCUAAUAGCUGCGCUCCGGAGCUGGGGCAAAAGAGCCAUGGAGGAACCCGGCGCUCCGUGCGCCUCACUGCUCGCGGGUUCGCAGACCGCGGUCCUUCCAGCCAACCUCUCCUUGGGCCACUCACACAACUGCAGCGCCGAAGGUUACAUCUACCAAGACUCCAUCGCCCUGCCCUGGAAAGUACUGCUGGUACUGCUGCUGACGCUCUUCACCUUGGCCACCACGCUCUCCAAUGCCUUUGUGUUCGCCACCGUGUACCGGACGCGGAAGCUGCACACCCCGGCGAAUUACCUGAUUGCCUCCCUGGCGGUCACCGACUUGCUCGUGUCCAUCCUGGUGAUGCCCAUCAGCACCAUGUACACGGUCACCGGGCGCUGGACACUGGGCCAGGUGGUCUGCGACCUCUGGCUGUCUUCGGAUAUCACCUGUUGCACCGCUUCCAUAAUGCACCUGUGUGUCAUCGCCCUCGACCGAUACUGGGCCAUCACGGACGCCGUGGAGUACUCGGCUAAACGGACUCCCAAAAGGGCGGCAAUCAUGAUUGCGCUGGUGUGGGUGUUCUCCAUCUGUAUCUCGCUGCCGCCCUUCUUUUGGCGUCAGGCCAAGGCCGAGGAAGAGGUAUCUGAGUGCCUAGUGAAUACCGAUCACGUCCUGUAUACUGUCUACUCCACGGUGGGCGCGUUCUAUUUACCCAGCCUGCUCCUCAUCGCCCUCUACGGUCGCAUCUAUCUGGAAGCCCGCUCCCGGAUUUUGAAACAAACGCCUAACAGGACGGGCAAGCGGCUAACCCGAGCCCAGCUGAUAACCGACUCCCCUGGGUCCACGUCCUCGGUCACCUCAAUUAACUCGCGGGUUCCCGACGUGCCCAGCGAAUCCGGAUCCCCAGUGUACGUGAACCAAGUCAAAGUGCGCGUCUCCGACGCCCUGCUGGAAAAGAAGAAACUCAUGGCCGCUAGGGAGCGCAAAGCCACCAAGACCUUAGGGAUCAUUUUGGGAGUGUUUAUUGUCUGUUGGCUACCCUUCUUCAUCAUCUCCCUGGUGAUACCGAUUUGCCAGGAUGCCUGCUGGUUCCACAAGGCCAUCUUUGACUUCUUCACGUGGCUGGGUUAUGUCAACUCGCUCAUCAAUCCUAUCAUCUAUACUAUGUCUAAUGAGGACUUCAAACAAGCGUUCCAAAAACUGGUACGCUUUAAGUGUGCAGGCUGACUUGCCUAUGGCAGUAGGGUCGCCUAAGUGACCCAUGGGAACCAAAUU